Closterium sp. Yama58-4 is the source of this 613-nucleotide messenger RNA. The record is from the annotation of a GenBank genome assembly. Lineage: Eukaryota; Viridiplantae; Streptophyta; Zygnematophyceae; Desmidiales; Closteriaceae.
AUGAGGAUUCAGCGUGCCACUCGGGUGCGACGGGGAAGACGCUAUCGGAUCCUUGGGCCAAUGAUCUGGGACUGGGUCGAUGACAUCAUGCGAGAUUGGGGAUGCGUGGAGGGUGGGGAGGACGAGCAAACAAGUGUUGUGCAAGAUGCUUCGUCACAGCCCCCACACGCCCCCGAUACACCGGUCGUGCUUCGGAGAACCCAAGCCACUGCGGUCGGCGACGAUACACCCACUCCCGAUUCGACACCACGGAAGCGACGCCGUACAGGCGAAACGUCCCGGCCGCUCGCGCAGCAUGCCAUAUUCGGCGUGUUUGACUUUCCUGACCUGAGGCAAAACCACUGCAAGGAGGAGAACGCAGCGAAAUACCUUUUUUACGGGCUGCAAAUCCCUGAUCUCUUCAUGCAGCGCGUGCAGUCCAACAUGACAUGGUCACUCUUCUGCCCCAACGAGGCCCCUGGCCUGGCGGACUGCUGGGGGGAGGAGUUUGAGGCGUUUUACCCUAGAUACGAGAGGGAGUCUUUCGCUGCCUCAGGGCUGAGCCAAGCGGGUGAUACCGUCGCAGAAGCUCUGGUUUGCCAUCGAGACGGGCUUUCCCUACACGCUAUUCAAA